AUGGUCCUCCGGCUGCUGCUGGUGGCCGGACUGUUGGGCAUUCCUUGGGCCGAAGAGAGAAAGCUGGAGGUCACAGAGAGCCAAGGCUUUGCUGCAGGCCAAACCGGCGAGUACUUCCGAUACAAGCACAUUUUCCACAAGAAACCCAGCGGCGAGGAUUUCCAGCAUGCACAAAAGGUUGCAGAAGAGGUACGAUGCGUAGUAUGUGCCAAAAUAUUGGCAUCCCUGCUGGCAAAAGCACGUUCGUUCAGCGAGGACGAUAUAGCAGAUGUAUUGGAAGGCAAUGCAGAAUACGAUAGGACCGGUGAUCCCGUGACGGACCAAAUGCUGAAGCACAAGCGCGGGUGUAACAAGCACUUCAAG
Symbiodinium necroappetens is the source of this 363-nucleotide messenger RNA. The record is from the annotation of a GenBank genome assembly. Lineage: Eukaryota; Dinophyceae; Suessiales; Symbiodiniaceae.